Molecule: messenger RNA, 4290 nt
Organism: Paramecium tetraurelia
Lineage: Eukaryota; Ciliophora; Oligohymenophorea; Peniculida; Parameciidae
Exons: 4
Biological process (GO): cilium assembly
Molecular function (GO): protein binding
Source: RefSeq, a predicted model, not a curated record
AUGGUGUGUGUUGACAUUCUGAAAUAAUAUCAUCCUGAACAGUAAGGAAAGGUUUACAUGAAGUAAGAUCGAUACUUAAAGAAACGUGUCUUAUAUUUGGAUGGAAAUAUGAAUACAGUUGCCUAGAUUACAAUACCUGUCAAUUUGAGAUAAAAUUAUCUUCACUUUUAAAUUUAAGUUCCUUCCACAGGUGUGUUUAUAAUUUCUAUAAACUAUUAAAAUAAGGGGUAAAAUUUCAAAGUCUCAAUUAGCAAUUUAUUUAAAUCAGUUUCAUACCCUCAUGAAAAUUAGAUAAAUCAACCCUGUGAAGGAUUACCAAAUUGGGGUACAAUUGUAGUGGACUUGAAAAGCUUUUAUAGUUUUACAGAAAUUACUUAAUUAAAUAUUAGUGGAAAUAUUGCUGUUAAAAAUAUAUAUAAUACAAAUGAAGAUUAAUUGCUGCCAACCGAUUGUCAAUUAAAUAGUGUGCAUCGAGCUUUUAUUAAACAUGUGAAACCAAAAUUAGCACCUUUGAAAGGCAUUUUGAAAGCAAAAGGGAAAAAGCAAGAAUAGGCUCCUUUGGAAGAAAUCCCUUUACCACAAGAAAGAGUAUCUCCUAUGAAAUAGGAGAUAAGAGAACCCAUAAUAGAAGAAUAGGAAGCCAAAGUAAAAAGCAAACCUUAAUCAAUAAUGAAAUUAAAACAUAUACAUGGUUAUACUCCAAAACAUUAAGCAAAUGUAAUAUUUUUAGAUGAUAAUUAUUUUGCCUUUCCUUGUGAUAAAACAAUUGUAAUUAUGUCAGAAAAAGAAUAAAAGUUUUGUUCAGCUACAAGUGAAAUAUAAUCAAUAACAAAAUAUAAAAACGAAUUGAUAGCUGCUUGUGACUCUGAGAUCUUAACUUUUGAUUAUACUACAUGUUCAAUACUGAACCAUUAUAAAUUAGAAGGAUACAAAGCUAAAUUUAUAUAAAAUUGGGAUGACACAUUAAUUGUCUUAGCAAAUGAUGAAAAGCAUUAAAUGUUAUUAUUGAUUAGGAAUGAAACUGUUGUUAUUAAAUAAGCUUCGCCGUUUCAUAUCUCGACAUUUAAAAUACAAGACAAAGAUAAUUUCAUAUCAGUAGGUAAGGAGAAUAUUCGGUACUGGCACAUAAAAGAUACUUGUCUGCAAGGCCAUUCUCCAUAUUUGGGAUAGUAUGCUAGAGAAACUGAUUUUACAGACGUAUUAAUACAGGAUAAGAGAGUUUUGGGAUGUUGUAAAAGAGGUCGAGUUUUUCAGUUUAUAGAAAAGGAACUAACUGGUGUCUGGUAGAUUUCAGAAACGCCUAUAACUACAAUGAACAAAUUUACAUCUUUUGUGGUCACAACUCAUAAAGAUGGGAUCAAAUUUUGGAAGCAAGAUUUUAGUGAACUUGUCAGAGAUAUUAAAUGUGAAGUUGAAGUAAUUGGUUGUGAUAGUCGAUAAAAACUAGUAUGUGCAUUUAGAGAUAAAUCAAUUGGAAUUGUAGAUGAUAAAACUAUUAAAUAUUUGGUGCAUUCUCAUCAAUAGAAUAUAUUGGAUCUGAUUGUUGUUUAAGAUAAAAUAGUUUCAUCUGCAAUGGAUCAUGAAAUUAAAAUAUGGAACAAAAACCUAUCAUUAGAAUAUUAAUUUAGAUGUCUCGAUGGUUUGGCAUCAUCCUUAUGUGGGUUAUCAACUAAGCCUUAAUUUAUAGCUGGGUUUGAUAAUGGUUACAUUAGAGUUUUUGAAUUACAAACUUACACAGUCAUCUUAGAAAUAGAUACAAAACAUCCUAUUCUAGCUAUGAGUGGAAAUUUGAAUGAUACUUUAUUUUUAAUAACCCAUGAAAAUGAGACACUUAUUUUAAAUAAUAAAUUACUAAUUAUCAAACAACAUCAACAUCAAAUUAAGUACAAUUAAAAUAACCAAUAAAUUGCUUUCAAUGGGUUUUUUAAUGAAUAUUAUUAUAUAGCAAGUAGUUCUCAUAUUAAAUUAUAUUCUUGCGAUCAUUUAGCAGAAAAAUAUCAUUUGAAUAUACCGAUCAGUGCCAUUGAUUGUAAUGAUGAACAUCUACAUAUUGUGAGCAAUGGUAACAUCAAGAGAUUUGAUAAACAGUUAAAUUUUCUUUAAGAGUUAAUAUCCAAUAGUGUUUAUAUUAAGAGUUGCAAUAAUUAUGUUUUCAAUGCAAAUAAUAAAGAUUAAUUGGUUGUAUAUGACUAUUUAUUUACAAGUGAUGAAACAGGCAACCCCAUCAAAUAAGUUUACUAAUAGAAAGUCAAAAAAUUAGUAAUUUCAUCUUAAAUUAUCAGCUUUGUUGAUGAUUUCAUCUUUAUCUGGGAUACAAAUGGUUUACACUAAACUUUGUUAACUCAUCCAAUUGAUAAACCAUAUAUCAAUUAAUUAAUAGAUGUCAUCUAAGAAUCAAUGAGUCCACAUAAACAAAAAUUAGAAAAAGAGAAAACAAUAAAAUAAGGGAAGGAAAAUAAAAAGAUUAAUUAAUAAAAAUAAUAAUAAAAUUAAUAGUAAUAAUAAUAAUAAUAGUAAUAAUAAUAGUAAUAAUAAUAAUAAUAAGUAAGUCCAAAAUCAUCUCCUAAAGCUGUUCUUCCAAAUCAACAUUUAAAUAUUUAAAAUUAAAAUAAAUAACUAAUAAUAGAUGAAUAACAAUUACCAAAAAUAAAAAUUAAGAAAGUUAUGGGGUAUAGAUUUAGUGAUGCAUACAUAUAAUAAUUUCCAUGGAAUAAGGAAGAAUAAUUUUAUGUUUUGCCAUCAGAAUAAUUUAUUUCUAUCAAUUAUUAUGCGCAGCAAAAGUAGCAGCUCAUUUUGACAACAUAGAUCUAGGCCAUACAUUAUAGUAUAAAAGGAAUAAUUGUAUUACUUAAAUAACAAGUUCUAGUAUUUGAUUUAAAAAUGGACUUAAUAAAAUAAUUUGAUUAUGCCGGAUAAUUAGCAUGUUCCACAGUAUCUCCAUGCGGGAAUUAUUUACUAAUGAUAAAUGAAAAUAGAAUUUAAAUAUAUAUCUUAAGUAGUGGUAAAAUACUGACUCAAACAAUAAUACAAUAUGGAAAUGGUAAUAUUUAUACAGAUUGGUGUCAUGACCAAGAUUUGAUGUUUGUGACUCUGAGUGGAAUCCAAAAUUAAUUAUGGAGAGUUAACCAAAAGGCAUUAUUAGAAUACUGUGAUUUAGAUAUACCACCUACUUACUAUUAAAGUAGUGGAUAUUAUAAGUAGUCAUUGGUAGUUUCAUAAGGACAAAAAGUUCAUCACAUUGAUAUCAAAUAGGCUCGCACUUUAUUAACAGUUGAAAAUGCCACUUCUCAAGAUAUUACUUAAGUAAUCUGCACUAAAGAAUACGUUCUAUUGUUCACAAAUUCGCCGAACAUCUAUAUUUAUACAUAUCAAUUUAAUGAUAAACACAUUAUAUCUUUAGAUAGUAUUCCAUUAGGUUAUUCGAACAUGUUUUAACAGGAUAUAAUAGUGGCAACUAGAUCUUAGAUCUGGUUUGUGGAUAUUCAAUCAAGAACUACAGUUAAAAUUGAACCAAAUAUUCCAUUAGAACAUAAGAUCCUCUGCACUCAUUAGGAUAUUCUUGGUACAUCAGAAGGAACAAUAAUGAUUAACAAUGAUGAAAUAUUAGUACCAAAGAGAUAGUGCUUACAAAUUUCACAUUAUAAAAAUUGCAUAAUAGCUGGAUAUUCAGAUGGAUAUUGCAGAAUUUUCAAAGAUUUUUAAUUGAUUGGUCAAAUCUAAGUAGGAAAGAGUGUGACUGCUUUAGUGGCAAAUUCAAAAAAUUAUUUUGUUGUUGGAAAUGAAUUAGGUUAAUUGUUUUAUUGUACUGGUUUGAAUGAAAUUAAAAUGCAUGAAAUAGUUAAAGAGAGAGGAGAUUUCGCAAUUAUUUCCAUUGAUAUGAAAGAUAAGUUAAUUGCUUAUAGUACUGGAAAUUAAAAGGUUUCCAUCUUGCAUUAUAAAGAGAAAGAGGAGUUUAUCAUUAAAAAAGCCACCAAUGUAGUUGAUGAUACUCCAGAAUAUUAUUUAAUGGAUAGUUAUAGGUUUAGAUCAAUUGAAUAGUGCUAAAUCUAGUUUAGUAAGACUAAUCAAGAACAAAUAAUAAUGUUGUGUUCCUAAAUUGUGAUCAGAAAUUACAUUGAACAUUUAAAUAUCAUCACUAUAGAAUGUAAUGUUGGUCGAAAAGAUGGUACUGUUAGUAUGUAUGACAAUGAAAUAGAAUUGGAUAAAGCCUAGAUAUCCUAGUUUCCUAUUCAUAUGAUGCAAAAUGAUAAAGUUGCAUAUGGAAACAUGAUAAGUGAAUUAAUAUAAUGA